Musa acuminata subsp. malaccensis (wild Malaysian banana) is the source of this 844-nucleotide messenger RNA. RefSeq names its product chemocyanin. Lineage: Eukaryota; Viridiplantae; Streptophyta; Magnoliopsida; Zingiberales; Musaceae. Gene Ontology annotation, molecular function: electron transfer activity. The record is from RefSeq and is a predicted model, not a curated record. Gene Ontology annotation, cellular component: plasma membrane.
GAUUGCAUUAUAGCAAGCAGUCGAAUGAAGUACGAUGAUUGAUUGGAAUCUCCUUGCCUUUUAUCUUUGACGAACAUGCUCCCAAUUCCAAACAAUGGCAUCGAUCCCCUCCAAGUGAAUGCACCCGUGAAUACCAACCAAGCGCAGGAGAAGCUACACUACCAUGGUGUAGAGCACAGUAGAAGGUAGCAUGUAGCGACACGUUAAUGGCGGAAGGGCAGAGAACGCAGCGACAACCAUGACAUCACCACCCCUUCCCCUCCAUUUCCGUGUCUUCUUUCGCCUGCUCACACCGCGAUUUCUUCCGCUUGUCCACAACCACACUGCCCAUAAGAGGCCACCUCUUCUUUCCGUCGCUCCACACAACCUCUCCUGCUCGUCUGUUGUAGGGGUGAUGGCUCAGGGAAGGGGCAGUGCCGUGGCGAUGGGACUCGCUUUGCUCUGCCUCCUCGUCCACAGCGAGGUCGCCGGGGCCGCCACCUUCGUCGUGGGCGACAGCGGCGGCUGGACCUUCAGCACCGCCGGUUGGCCCAGCGGGAAGCGCUUUAGGGCCGGCGACGUACUCGAGUUCAGGUACAACCCUUGGGCACACAACGUGGUGGCAGUGAGCGCGGCGGGGUACAGGAGCUGCUCGGCUUCUCCGGCCGCGCGGGUCUUCACCUCCGGGAACGACCGCGUCACGCUGGCCCGGGGGACGAACCACUUCAUCUGCAGCCUCGCCGGCCACUGCGAGUCCGGCAUGAAGAUUGCCGUCACCGCCGUGUAGCGUCCCCCUCUGUCAUCAUCGUUCACGUGUCUUCCUCUUCUUGACGCGAUUCCAACACAGUGUUAUGUUUGACUGUGA